AUGUCCGUCUUCCCGCCUGCUGAUGCGGGUGCCCCCGCUACCGCCGCUCCGCCUGGCGGCUUUGGCGACAUCUUCUCUAGCCUCCUGACCACGGCCGCCUCCUCGGCCUCGGAUGUCUUCGGUCUGAAUGGCACCUCGGAUGCCGGAGCUUCGGAUGCUCAGCACCCCUUCGGCAGCCCGGUUCCCGGUGGCGCCGCGCCUCCUUCCGACCAGCCGGCCGGCGCCCCGAAGGCCAAGCGCCUGCCCCCGCGCUUUGUCUCCUCGGCCUUCGGCCUGCGCCGCACUGCCACGGCUGCCUGGUGUCCGCUCGAUCUGGCGGCCGAUGAUCUGGCUCUCGGUCAUGGUCGUCACUAUAUUGCCCUUGGCACGGCCGCUGGCGCCCUGGACCCGGGCUUCUCCAGUUCCUCCUCGCUGGAGAUCGCCGCUGUGGACUUGUCCCUCGGCGCGGAGCAUCCCAUCGUUAGCAAGGUGUCCAUUCCGGUGGCCUCGCGCUUUAACAAGAUCCUCUGGUCUGGCGUUGUGAACCCCGCCUUCCCGAAGGGUAUCAUCGUGGCUGGCCUUGAGUCCGGCGCCAUUGAGCUUUGGGACCCUGUCGCUCUACUGGCCGGCAAAACCACCACUCCUUUGAGCCAGUUUAGCGUGGCCCAUCCGGCCGCCGCCGACACCGUGGCUCCUGGGUCUACCACCCCCCCACCGAGCCCGGUCUACUCGAUCUCCCUCUGCCCGAGCCGCCCGAGCCUCCUGGCCAGCUGCGGCUUCGGUGGCCCGAAUGGCGACCUGAAGGUUUGCCUGUGGGACAUCUCGCGUCCGGAUGCCCCUCUCGCCCGGCUGCCGGCGCUGCCCUCUUCGCGCCUGGGUGCUCCCAACGUGCCGGCCACCAUUCUCAGCUGGAACUCCCAGUUUUCCCACAUCAUUGCCGUCGGCAGCAUGAAUGGCAAUGUCGUCGUCUUUGACCUGGCACACAAGCGCGAGCUCAUGGUCCUCACCCCGCCACCGCAUCUGGCCCAUACUAGCUACGGCGGCCCCCAGCACCAUUCCCACAUGGGUGCCUACCCGGGUGGCCCGGCCGGCAUGAUGCCUGGCGCUGGGGCUGGCUUCGGUGCCGUGUCCGCCAUUGCCUGGAACCCGGUCACUCCCACCCAGCUGGCUACCACCUACGAGCAUGAUCCCACCGGGCGCAUCUUCAUCUGGGACGUCCGCAACGCCCGUGCCCCCGAGCGCAUCAUCACCCCGGAGCCCGACCAUACCAUGCCCCCCUCUGGCUGUGGUGUCCUGUCGCUGGCCUGGUCGCCGCAUGACCAUCGCCUGCUGCUGGCCUCCGGCAAGGAUGGCGUCGUGCGCGGCUGGUGCCCGGCCACCGGGGCCUAUCGCGGCCGGCUGGGUGGCGGUAUCGCCGAGAACUGGGUCUUCGACGUGACCAUCUCCCCCCGGCACAGCUCCCUGGCCCUGACGUCGUCCUAUGACGGCCGAGUCCGGGUGUGUGCCAUCCGCCUGGCUCCGGCACCCCCGACCGGGGGGGACCCCCUGCUGCAUGGGCAUCCCACUGGUACCCUGGAUGCCGGGGAGCUGGAAAACAUUGACCCCUUCGCGCCGCCUCCGACGGCCGGUGGUCCUGGCGGCGCCGGGCACCUGGACGACGGCCCUGCCCUGCCGACCGCCGCCAUCCAGGACUCCGGCACUCUGUGCCUGCCGGACGCCCCGGCCUUCCUCCGGCGCCCGGCCGGUGUGUGCUUCGGCUUCGGUGGUCGGCUGGUCCGCUUCGGCCCGGGGAUUGGUGCCUCGGCUGACAGCCACUCGAUCGAGCUGACCUCGGUGGCCACCGAUGCGGCCUACAUCGAGCGCGCCGCAUCCUUCAGUCGAGUUGUCGCGCCGACUGACACCGGCGUGGUCGAGUCCCUGGGGGCCUUCUGUGGCGCCGAGCAGGCCGCUGCCGCUGCUGCCGGUCGGUCUGCCGAUGCCGACGUGUAUCGCCUCCUGCAGGCGAUGCUGGCCUCGCCCGACUACAAGUCCCUGGCCGGGGUUUUUGCCGGGGUGUACACCCCCCCGGCGCGUGGGCAUCUGUCCAGCCUGGCUGGCAGUGUCGAGGAUCUGGCUGCUCCUCUGGCGCAGCUUGAUCUCGCGGCCGAUGCUGCCGGUGGCGCCGACACCGGCUCCGACGGGCCGCUGGCCUGCCUCCUGGGCGGGAAUUUCGCCGGGGCCGCCCGAUCCCUGGCUCAUGGGUCCUUCGUGUCCGAGGCGCUGUUGGUUGCCAUGGCUGGCGGUCGGCCUGCCUCUGCUGGCGGUCCCGAUGCCGCCCCCUCCCUGUUGGAUAUCAUGCUCCGUCAUGUGCUGACCUCGCCCACUGUGGCGGCCAAUGGCGAGCAGCACAGCGUCGCCAUGAAGGUGGCGGCUGUUCUCCUGGCCGGCGACCUGUCGCGUCUGCUUGACGUUUUGGGCGUGGAGAACUGGCAGAUGAUCUUCGCCGAGCAUGCGGAGCGCUUGGCGUCCGGUGGUCGCCUGGAUUUGGCCUGCCACACCCUGCAGGUGGCGGUAUCCCACUCGGGCAACCCUGUUCCCGGCACGCCGGACGCCUUGGCCCACUUGCGCGCCCUGUUGGAGAAGUUCACUGCCCUGAGCACGGCGACCCCGGCACCGGCGGCGCGCGCCGCCCCGGUCGCCCAGCAGCAGCCCCAGCAUCACUACCAGUCGCCGCAGUCCCAGCAGCAGUCUCAGCAGUACCAGCCCCAGCAGCAGUACCAGCCCCAGCAGCAGUACCAGCCCCAGCAGCAGUACCAGCCCCAGCAGCCCCAGCAGCAACAGUUCCAGCCGUACCAGCCUCAGCCAGGCCCGGCCGCCCCCGGCUAUCAGCCCCAGCCGGGCCCCGCCGUCACUGGCACCUUUGCCCCGCUGGCGGCCGGUGGCAUGAGUGGCAGUGGCGCCGGCAGUGGCGUCUACCAGCCGCCAGUCGCAGCUCCUGCGCCGGUGCAGCUGUUCAACCCGGCGGCCAGUGUCACUUCGCCGAGCGCGGCUGCCGUGGCCCCGCCCCCUCCGACUGGCAGCAAGCCGCCCACCUCCAGCCCGACCCUCUUUGCGGGUCAGCCCUCGGCCACCGGGGCUCAGCCGGCCUUCGUGGCCCCGCCCCCGGGCGUGGCUACCUUUGUCCCGCCGUCGGCGCACAACCGCCCGAUGAUGGCCGGUGUUUCGGGUGGUGGCUCGCAGCAGCCUCCGCAUGUGCCCGGACUCAUGACCCCAGGUCGCCCGGGUGGCCCCCCGCUCGGUGGCCAGCAGCCGCAUUCGCCGCUUGGCAAUGAUCAGCUCACCCGCCCCACUGGGACCACGGCCAUGCCGCUGUCCUCGUUCCAGCGCCCCUCGACCCUGGCCCAGCCCAAGGUGUACACCAUCGACAACGCAGUGGUCGAAGAGAUCGUUCGCACUCUCUCCGGCUUCCUGGCGCAGGCGGCCCAAAGCCAGGACCCCCGCGUCACGCGCACUGUGCGGGACUUGAACAAGCGCCUUGGCAUCGCCGCCGACGGCGACUCGCCCACGAUGGCCACCUCUGAUGGGCUCUUCCCGCGGAUGCGCCGUGGCAAUGUCAGCCCCGAGAUCUUGGCCCUGGUUCGGGACUUUGCCGCCGCCCUGGCCAGCCACAAUCGCGCUCUUUGCAGCAGCACCCACCUGGCCAUCGCCACGCAUGCCGGUACUGCCGAGGUGGAUGGCCUUUCGGUUGCCAUCAAGCAGCUCCUUUCGCUCAUCUGAGCACGCAUGCCCGCGAACCGGAUUCGGUCAUUUGUGCCCAAGGCGGCCUCCUCUACUUUCGCGCGACUACCUUUGUGAAACAGCAUAAACUCCCGGCAAGAGGGGACCGGGCACUUUGUCCUGCCCCUCGGCGGCCCUCUCUCUCUC
This is a messenger RNA of Fonticula alba, 3882 nucleotides long. RefSeq lists its product as hypothetical. The record is from RefSeq and is a predicted model, not a curated record. The coding region runs from base 1 to 3735 and encodes 1244 amino acids. Lineage: Eukaryota; Rotosphaerida; Fonticulaceae. The transcript has 9 exons. Gene Ontology annotation, biological process: endoplasmic reticulum organization; endoplasmic reticulum to Golgi vesicle-mediated transport; COPII-coated vesicle cargo loading. Gene Ontology annotation, cellular component: COPII vesicle coat; endoplasmic reticulum exit site. Gene Ontology annotation, molecular function: structural molecule activity; protein binding.